CGGUCCCUGACCUCAGCAAACCCAGUCUAGGGGUUGGAUCCUUCGCUCGCUCGCUGCGUAGCCGUGACCCAUCGCGAUCGCAUCUCGUUUAAGGGGGGCCCUAGCAGCCCCCCAACCCUCCCCCUUCCCCGAUCUCUCUCCUAAUAUCUCUCAAACUAUAUCAAAACCCCCCUCCGCCUUUAGCCAGUCAGUCCUUAACCAGCCGUCUAGAGAGAGAUCACCACACCGACUCGGCGCCAACUCAUCAUCAUCCAGCGUGGGGCUUCGCGUCCGUGAUCACAGCCGGUGGUGGUGGUGGUGGAGAAAUAGGCAUCGCGAGGAGGAUGAUGAUGAUGAUGUUGUUUUGAUGCUGCAAUUGUUGUCUCCUGAGCCCGUGAACGAGACACUGGGAGAUCCGUGCACGAGGACUUCGGAGAGCAGGCAGCAGAGCAGUGAUUUGGCCGCACCGCGGGGAGACUGCGCACGCCCCUCGGCAUCGUCACACGUCCUCGCCGUGCGGUGGGUUUCUCCGGCGAGCGACCGAGUAGGCGAGCGAGCGGUCGAGUGCCCUCUCUCCGGUUCCGCCGACCGUCGCCAUGUCCGAACACCCGAGCGACAGCGAUUACUCGGCGACCUACGACGACCGGCACAGCGGCGGCGGGAAGGCGACGCCCCCGGGCAAAUUCAAGUUCUCGGACAAGAACAGCGACGAGUACAAGCGGCGGCGGGAGCGCAACAACAUCGCCGUCAAGAAGAGCCGCAUCAAGAGCAAGGAGAAGGCCGAGGAGACGCAGCGGAGGGUGAACGAGCUCAAGGAGGAAAACGAGCGCCUGGAGGCCAAGAUCCAGACGCUGUCCAAGGAGCUCGUGGUGCUCAAGGAGCUGUUUCUGGAGCACGCGAGGAACGGGCCGGGAGGUGGCGGCGGACCUGGGGGAGGGCCGGCUCAAGCGGGCGGUGGCGGGGGUAGCAGCGGCGACGCCGCCUAACAGAGAAGGAUGGGGGAGGAGGGGGGUGGUCGAAGCCCCGAUCAUCCGAGUUCGCCUCCACACAUCCGGUAGAAGUUGACAAAUGGCAUCGGCGACCUGGGUGGUUGCCAAUCACAUUGUCCACUUUGUUUGCUGCAUCUCGCCCUCCCACGGCUUCCCACCGCCCCGCUGACAUCCCACCCCCUCUUGCCCCCCCACGCGCCCAACCCACAUAAUUUUCGGACGAGCCGCUUCAUCCCACCGUAAUUUGAGUUGUUCCUUCUGCUGGCGCACCUGUCCGAUUCGCAGUAUCGCUCUUGCUGCACCCCGCUAUUUAAGAAUGAUCCACGCACCUUGGGGUGAAGAGAAGGGUGGCCGUGAAGUGCGUUCGAAGCGUGCUCCUUGGAAACGCUUUUUUGAAAACGUCUAUCGAACAUUUGUAAGCCGUGUCGUGGAAAAAUGGCAGUACCAUUGAAAGCAAAAAAAAACAAAAACAUUUCAGCGUGCAGAGGUUUUUAACAGUAACCUUG
This is a messenger RNA of Lethenteron reissneri (Far Eastern brook lamprey), 1474 nucleotides long. Its product is annotated as CCAAT/enhancer-binding protein gamma-like. The record is from RefSeq and is a predicted model, not a curated record. Gene Ontology annotation, molecular function: RNA polymerase II cis-regulatory region sequence-specific DNA binding; DNA-binding transcription factor activity, RNA polymerase II-specific. Lineage: Eukaryota; Metazoa; Chordata; Hyperoartia; Petromyzontiformes; Petromyzontidae. Gene Ontology annotation, biological process: regulation of transcription by RNA polymerase II; DNA-templated transcription.